Molecule: messenger RNA, 1920 nt
Organism: Solanum pennellii
Lineage: Eukaryota; Viridiplantae; Streptophyta; Magnoliopsida; Solanales; Solanaceae
Exons: 2
Coding region: 1075-1431 (118 amino acids)
Source: RefSeq, a predicted model, not a curated record
UAUGUGAAGGUUGCAUCUUCGGGAAACAAAGUAGAAAAACAUUUCCUGUAGGAAAAUCAUGGAGAACUGCCUAUUGUUUUGAUCUUGUACAUGCCGACCUAUAUGGACCAAUGAAGACCGAGUCACUUGGUGGGAGUCGGUAUUUUCUUCUAUUUACUGAUGAUUAUAGUUGUAUGAGUUGGGAUUAUUUUCUGAAUUUCAAAUCAGAGGCGUUUUAGAAAUUCAGGUUCAAGGCACUCGUGGAGAAGCAAACAGGCUGCUACAUUAAGGCUUUUCGCACAGACCGUGGUGGUGAAUUUUUAUCUAAUGAUUUUACUCUUUUUUGUGAAGAGAAUGGAAUUGGCAGGGAUCUUAGAAGACUGUACUCGGCACAAGAAAAUGGAGUCACCGAGCGAAAUAAUCAUACUGUGGUUAAUAUGGUUAGAAGCUUACUUAAUGCAAGGGGACUUCUUGUUCAUUUUUGGGGAGAAGCAGUGGCUGCAGCUGUGUACCUCUUAAACAUUCUCCAACCAAAUCCGUAUUAAAUCGAACUCCAUAUGAAGCAUGGACAGGACAGAAACCACGAGUAAGCCACUUGAAUGUUUUUGGUUGUAUAGCUUAUGCUUUGGUUAAUUUACUUUUAAGCUAGAUGAAAAAUUAUAGAAAUGUAUUUUCAUUGCGUAUAGUUCUCAAUCCAAAGCAUAUAGACUAUAUAAUCCUACUAGUUGCAUAGUGAUUAUCAGCAGAAAUAUUGUAUUUAAUGAAGAAUCAGCCUGGGAGUGGAACGACAAGGAAGAAGAUUCAGUCAUCCAAAUUCCAGCUCACGCGAAAGUAGGGCAUACAGGGAUACUUGAAAUAGCAAGUUCUGAUUUUUCCUCACCUGGCAGCAGCAAUACUGACCAUACUGCUCAUGGAAGUGGCAACAAUUCUACUCCACCAAGCUCUUGUUCACCACGUUCGGCAUCAUCCAGCUAGACGCCACCAACAAAGUUCCAGUCACUGCAAGAUGUUUAUGCAUCUGGUAGUUUUGCCCUAUUAGCUGCCAAACCGACAUGUUAUGAAGAAGAUGCAAAGCAACCAGAGUGGCAGGAUGCGAUGAUUGAAGAGAUUCAGGCUAUCGAGAAAAAUCAGACCUGCGAUCUAGUUGAUUUGUCGGAAGGGAAGAAUGUUAUCGGGCUAAAAUGGAUUUUCAAAACAAAGUACAAUGCUGAUGGAAGUGUCAAAAGGCAUAAAGCUCGACUUGUUCCAAAAGGAUACUCUCAACAACAAGGCAUCGACUUUGAUGAGACUUUCUCACCAGUAGCUCGCUUUGAAACGGCUUCAUUUUUAGGUGAAGGAAAGAGAAAAGUAUACAGAUUGAAGAAGGCAUUGUACGGAUUAAAGCAAGCACCACGGGCAUGGUAUAGCAAAAUUGACUCUUUUUUUUUAAGAGCAGCAAUUCAGGAAAAGUGAAAAUGAACCUACUUUUAUGUGAAGAAGCGAGGUAAUAGUGACUUUCUAGUUGUCUGUCUUUAUGUCGAUGAUAUUAGAUAUAUGGGCUAUUGUGAAUCUAUUGUUUCUAACUUUAAGAAUUGCAUGAUGAGUAAAUUUGAGAUGUCCGACUUGGGUAUGCUGCAUUAUUUUCGUAGGAUUGGUACUCGAUGAUGGUAUAGGUGCAACAAAUGCUUUUUAUUGUAGAAGCUUGGUUGGUGGUCUAAACUACUUAUCGCACACAAGGCCUGAUAUAACAUUUUCUGUUAGUUUGAUUUCAAGGUUUAUGAAUAGUCCUUCAAAGAAACACCUAGGUGCAGCCAAGAGGAUCUUGCGAUAUGUUGCUGGCACAACAAGUCACGGAAUUUGGUACUCAAAAGUAUCAAGUUUCAGAUUAAUUGACUUUACUGAUAGCGAUUGGGAAGGUAGCUUAGAUGAUCGCAGGAGCACAUCUGGGAAUGAAUUUAGUCU